Sceloporus undulatus (fence lizard) is the source of this 5029-nucleotide messenger RNA. RefSeq names its product ring finger protein 17 (gene RNF17). The transcript is spliced from 37 exons. Bases 35 to 4873 code for a protein of 1612 amino acids. NCBI's taxonomy places the organism in Eukaryota, Metazoa, Chordata, Lepidosauria, Squamata, Phrynosomatidae. The record is from RefSeq and is a predicted model, not a curated record.
GAGGUGAGGCAGGUGCGCGAGCCAGACAGUGAGUAUGGCUUCGCAUUCGGAUUUUACGCCGAGUAGUCGAGGCAGGGCUCAGCGGAAGAGUCCCUUCGAGGGAAGCCGGCAGCGGGGGGUUCCCCUUCGAAGGGCUUCCUUCGUGGACACUUCCAAAGAGUCAUACCUUAAGAGUUCCAGCAGCCUCAGUGAAAAUGAUGGCUACACUUCAAAAGUGACCUUAGAUUUUGAGCAAAAGGUUCGUCUAAGGAGUCUUCAAAAACCAAGAAGGAUUGAUCAUUAUAAUCAAAGAACGAAAGAGGAAAGUAAACAAACCAACAAUCCUGAUUGGACUUCAGUUCAACAAACUUGGGAGAGCUCUACAAUGGAUAUGGACUUCAAAAGUUUUCAACACAUGGAAAAAUCUUUGGAAGUAGCAGAAAACAACCUUGAACAUUUAAAGUCUAUGGAGGAGAUCACUCAACAUUUGAUGACACAAGCAAAGUUGGAAGAAGGCAGGACUGCAGAUAUUAUAAAUACCAAAUUUGCACACUUGACUGCUUCUCUAAAUUCAAGGAAAAGGAAACUAGAGGCGGAGUUGGUAAUGAACACCGAUUACUAUGUAACAGAUGUGCAUGGUGUCCAAGUUUCAAUUAAAGAGAAAAAAAGUAUUUUGGAUGGUGCCAUAAAGAUAGCAAGGGAGUUGAAAUCAGCUAGUAACUUAAAGUCUUGCCAUAGUUUAAACCAGAUUCUCUGCAAGCUGAACAUGACAAUUGAGGAAGAAAUCUUAAAACUAGAUAAUCUGAAAAAAAGAGAAUUUCCAUGUUUUUACAUGGAUUGGGAUGAGAUUACUCAUGUGUUGGAAAACAUGGGGGCAGUUUCCUGUGAUGUCCCUAAUGUGCACCAUCUUGGAAGCAAUCCUCUAAAAGUGACCAAUAUUGGAAAAGAAUUCAAUAACAGUGCUGUAACUCAAGUAGAUGUAAAAUGUCAAGCAUUUGUUGAUGACACUUGUGCAGUUCCUUCCCUUCAAAAGUCUGAUAUGUGUCCUGAAGGAAGUUACACUGGGUUCCAAGAGAGGGCUCUGUUAUCCAUCCAGAAAUGUGGUAAUGCUUUUCCAGAAACAGCAUCCUCCCCAGAUGUCAUAAUUGAAGAAAUAAUUGAAGAUGAUCAAGAAAAUUGUCCUGAAGGUGCACAUAGGAAAAUGUCUUUCCCAAAAAAGCUGACACCAUUUGGACCAAAAGCAGAAUCUCCUGAAUUAGUUGUUGUCAGCUAUGUUCUAAAUCCUUGCCAUUUCUAUGUUCGGAAAGUUUCACAAAAGAAAACUGCAGUUCGUUUGGAAAAAAUCCUGAAGCAGUUUUGUAGUUAUAAAAGUUCAUCCCCUAGUGACGUUUUGGAACUCGGUACUAAAAUUUUCGUUGAAAGCAAACAACAUAGAACAUGGUGUCGUGCAGAAAUAAUUGAACUACUUCCACUGCAGAAUACAAAUGAGGGAAAACCCUGUGGUCCAACUAAGUACAAAAUUUGUGAUAUUGCAAUGAUGAAAGUAUUCCUUACAGACUUUGGGCAUCCAGAAGCUUUAGUUGUUUCAAGAGUACCUGAUGAAGUUGCUGUGAAUAUAGAACAAGUCACUUUAGAAUAUACAGUAAUUGAAGAUUUAUGUUUGGUUGUAAGGAAACCUGAUUUAUUUACUGAUGCACAACUGAAUGAUAUAAAUAAGUUAGCAUUGCAGUGUUCCUUGAAGGACAUCGUUCCCAGACAUUCAACUGAAGGUUGGGAGAAAAGAGCAAGGACAGAAUUUCUAAGAAUGGUAAAUAACAAAGCUGUUUUAAUGAAAGUGUUCAGAGAAGAAGGUGGUGUGCUUAUUGUAGAUCUGAUGAAACCUGCAGCAAGCAAGAUAAGUAGUGACAUGCCAGUAUCCCUCAGAGAUGCUUUGGUUUUUUUGGAUUUAGCAAGAUUUCGCUAUGAACUUUCUGAUCGGUGUGAAAAUACUGAACCACUGCAGUACUGUCUGCCUAUGAUACCACAAGAAAAUUCAUCAUUUCCUGUUGUUGUUAGUUAUAUCAAUAAUCCUGGUGACUUUUACAUUCAAGAGGUGGAACGAGGCCCAGAAUUUGCAGCAUUUCUAAGCAAAAUUGUGGAAGUAUAUAAAUGUGAAGAUGAAGUUGGCUUGGAAAUCCUCUGUCCAAUACAAGGUCAAGCAUGUGUAGCAAAAUUUGAUGAUGGAGUAUGGUACAGAGCACAGGUAGUUGGAUUGCCAGGCCAUCAAGAAGUUGAAGUUAAAUACGUUGACUUUGGCAAUACUGCGAAAAUAAAAAUGAAUGAAAUGCGUAAAAUAAAAGAUGAGUUUUUAGCCCUUCCAGCAAAGGCAAUCAAAUGCAAGUUGGCUCAUAUUGCACCAUGUAAAGGAUCAGAUGAAUGGAGUAGGAAAUCAAAAGACAGAUUUGAAGAACUAACUGAAGAUAAAUCUGUGUUUUGUGUUGUUAAUGAGAAAUCUCAAGAUAAUGUACUGGUCGUUGAGCUCUACGAUAGCAUGAAUGUAUAUCCUGAGGUGUCUUGUAGUGUUAACAGCAUUUUGGUUAAGGAAGACUUGGCUUCUUACAUAGAAGGUAGUAUCAAAGUGUCUACCAAGUCUCAUAAUGAAAUAUGGGAUCCGUCUUUUGAAGAAAUUUGUAAAACAAAGAAAACAAGAUUAACAUGUGGAAAUCAAGACUUGUCACAGUUUGCAGAUGUGGAAUUAGUCUGUAACAAAGAAUUGCAAGUGAGAAUUAACCAUGUUAUAUCACCAAGCAGGAUCUUUGUACAUUUUAUGUCAUUAGAACCAAUUCUGGAAAGUUUACAGGAGAGGAUGACUGAUACUUACUUGAAGUCUAAGAGUGAAACAAUUACCUGGACAGUUGAUAUGCAUUGUGCUGCUUACAUAGAGGAUCUGAAUCAAUGGCAAAGAGGCCAGAUCAGCAGGAUUGUUUCUGAAAACAGUGUGGAGGUGUUCCUCAUUGACCUUGGUGCAAUAAAAAAUGUGGAAAGUAAGGAUUUAAGAGAACUUAAACAUGAUCUGAAGACACCCAAGCCUCUAGCAGUGGAGUGCUCAUUAACAGAUAUAAGGCCAGCUGGUGGGACUGAGCAUUGGACAGCAACAGCAUGUGAUGCUCUUAGAAAUCACUUAACGGGAAACGUGGUGACCCUAAUAAUACAGGAAAUUAAUUCUUCACCAUUACCUGUGAAAAUACGUAAUAAAGAUGAAAGGAUGUGUGCUGAUAUCUCAGAAUAUAUGAUUAAGAAAGGUCUAGCACUUAGGGGGGAAAGAAGGCUGAAAGCUGAUGCAAGUACACCAUCUUCCUCCAUCCCCUGUGAAAUGCCAUUCGAGCAAAAUAAUACAGAUGCAAACAACUUGCUUGCAGAAGCAGAAAGUCCUGCAAUGUCUUUUGAACCAGAGAAGGGGACUAACUUUCUGCCAGAAACAGAAAGUCCUGCAAUGUCUUCUGAACCAGAGAAGGGCACUAACUCUUCAGUUAGUAAAGAAGAAGAUGCAGAAGGAUCUAUGGCUCAGCCUAUGGUAGUUGAGACAUACAAGCCACCAGCUAUUCCAAGCGUGAAUCACUUCAGUGCUAUAAUUAGCUGUAUUUCAGACAAUGGAACAAUUUAUGUGACCCCACAGUCAGAAGAAAUAAAGCUAACCAAGUUGAUGAGUGAUAUACAGAGUAACUUCAAAUCCUUAGGUCUUCUGGAACCCUACAGUUGGAAAGUAGGAGAAGCUUGUGUUGUAAGGGCAGCAGAUACAUUGUGGUAUCGAGGUGAAGUAAGAGAAAUUGGUCAUGGAAUCAUCAGGGUACAAUAUGUGGACUAUGGAUAUAUUGAGAGAAUCCCUCAGUGUCAUCUCUACCCAACUGUUCUUUAUGCUGACAUACCUCCAUUUGCCAUACCAUGCCACCUCUAUAAAGUUGUGCCAAUUGGAGGUGUCUGGCAGCAAGAUGCAGUUGAACUCCUUCGAGAACUUCUUACAAAAAGAAUCGUUGAAAUACAUAUUAUGGAGCAUUCAGAAAGCCUGUCUGGGAAAGUGUGUAUUAAACUCCAUUUUGAUGGAAUGUCACUAUCACACUUCAUGGCGUACCAUAAACAUUGUAUUAAUGAAGAUGCUGAUGACAGUAUGCCAAAACUGGAGAUAACAAAUGGAGAUGAAGAGCAGUUGGAAGAAAACUGUGAAAUCAGUUAUGAGGAUUUAAUGCUGCCUGAACUAGACACUCCUCCUCUGCCUCUUUACACUGCACCAGUGCUACCUGUUCUUGGAGAACUCGUACCAGUGAAAGUAACACAUGUUAUAUUACCUAAUGAGGUGUUCAUUUCCCUUGUUCAGUCAGGCAGUGUCAACAAGCAUAAUAAUGAAGAGAACAGAGGAUUUUUUGAAAAUGUAGAUGAAGCUUUGAGCCAUUAUAAUCAGAACAUAGAGUCCAUUCCUUUCCUAACUGAUUUUCGAAAAGACAUGCCUUGUCUUGCCAAGUAUAGCGAUGAGUUAUGGUAUCGUGCAAAACUGCUCAAUAUUAGUGAGUUCCAGCCUCUUUCAAUUCUGGUGCAAUUUGUCGACUACGGAUCAACUGAGACAUUGCCCACGAGCAGAUUACGCCAGCUACCUUCUCAGUUGAUGCAAUAUCCUGCACAAGCAUUUAAAGUCCUGUUGGCUGGAUUUAAGUCUGCUUUAUGUGAUCCAGAAGCAGAAAGAAUUCCUUAUUCUCCUAACUGGAAUAUAGAAGCAUUGUGGGCUGCAUUGGAUUGUUUCAAAGGGAAAAAUCUCUCUGCUUCCUCAGUAACACACACCCCAGAGCAUACUGUGUUUUUGUAUGAAGAUGGACAUUUGUUUCAUAUGAAGCUGGUAGAAAUGGGAUUUGCAGAAUUAAUCUAAUGAUAGAUACAAGUUUUUGAUUAAAACCCAUGCCUGAAUGGGAAGAAGUUUCCUUACAGUUCUCUUAUGAAGAUUUUUUUAUUUUAUUUCUGUAGUGUAUAACUCCUUUUCUGUUGAAAUGUUGAAAGGUGUUAAAUAAAAAUAGUUUUAGAUGCA